Messenger RNA from Cryptosporidium muris RN66, 2709 nucleotides. Its product is annotated as FHA domain-containing protein. The record is from RefSeq and is a predicted model, not a curated record. NCBI's taxonomy places the organism in Eukaryota, Apicomplexa, Conoidasida, Eucoccidiorida, Cryptosporidiidae. The transcript has a single exon. Bases 1 to 2709 code for a protein of 902 amino acids. Gene Ontology annotation, molecular function: protein binding.
AUGUUGAAUGACAACUCCAAAUUACAUCAAUAUGAUGUGAAUACUAUGAUAUGUGGCGAUAGUAAUGAACAUAUUGUUGAUGAGUCUUGUGUAGUACAGAAUAAUAGAGGCAAGAGUACUUUAAAUAUAAUACCCCCAAAUUCAAGGGAAUUAGAAUUUCAAGUGAAACAAGAAGCAAAUAUUUCUGAAAAAUCUUUGUUUACAGUGGAUAAUAAUGAUGAUAUUGCUAAAAAAGUUAUGAGUGAAUUGACUUGUCCUGUAUGCCUUGAUCGCUUUUGUUUACCUGUUACAAUUCCUUGCGGACAUACUUUCUGUAGAUACUGCAUUACACAUGAUAAACUUUUAGGAAAAAAUUGCCCAGUUUGUAGACAACCCAUUGGUUUUAAUUUCAGCACUAAUACUAUACUUCAUAGUAUUGUCAAGUUAUUAAGCCUACAAAAAAGUAGAAAUGUACCUGAACUCAAUGAGUAUGAUUUUUUAAAAGAGAGUAUUCUCGUUGGAACUGAGAGACCUAGAUGGUGGCAUCUAAUAUUUUGUAAGCCAACGAUAUCUGUUACAUUGUUUGGGAGAAUUCUUGCAGAUGAAGUUCUUGGAGUAGGUAUUAUGUUUGCUGAAGACUUAACACGAUGUAUUAUUGAUAAAUUCUCGAGCUUAAUCCUUAAGUCUAAAAAUAAAGAUAUAUCAAAGUUAAUAUGGUCAAAUGGCAUUUAUAUGAUGGGUCCUAUUGAGACUCAGAUUUUAACACAAUGUAUUGGUUGCUCACCUCUACCUUUUAAAGAUGAUCCUGAUUAUAAUAACCCGAAUUCAUCGACUCUAUUUUCUUUAGAGAAUCACUCAAACUUUAAAAACUCUAUUAAACAAUGGGUUGAGCAGUGUAUUGCUCAGAAACCAACAAUACUGCAAAUAGGGCAAAAUCACUUUAUUAACUCUACCUCUUACCCAAUUAUAAGAGUUCUUAGUGAUAGGAUUCACAGAAUAGAUCCAAAAAUAUACGAUCUUGGAUUAAUAAGAACUUCUUUACCAUGGGAUUUAGGUAGGCACUCAAAAUCUACCAUACAAAUACCACAUUCUUCAGUAAGUACUAAUCAUUUGCUAAUUGUCAAUAUUCAAGAUCAUUCCAAAUUCAUAAAGACAACUUUUUCUCAACAAUUCACGAGUUCAGACUACAAUAUAGAAGAAACUCAUAAUAAUACUUAUUCUAGUUAUCAAAAUAAAGACUGGAAUCUUGGGAUUAUUGAUUUAGGAAGUAGCAUUGGAACAAUGCUAAAAAUUCCUCUUAGACACCAACUACUUUCUGGAGAAGUUAUUCAUUUAGCAGAUCGUAUUGAGCUUGUCAUAAAUGUAAGAAAAAUCAAAGAAGUUACACUUGACAUUAAGAACCCCCAUAGAAAUAAUCCUUUAAUAAAGAGUGAAUGGCCGAAACUGCGUUGGAGCAAGAAACUUGGAUUAGUUAUAAAUAUCGACAACUACUCAGGAGAUAACCAGGUUAAAUUAGAUAAAGAUUCUAUGACAUAUUCUAAUAAUAACAAUACUUAUGAGCACCUGAAGAGUGAUAAAAUUCCCGAAUAUUCACCAACGAAAGACCCUAUUUUACCCUUAUCAUUGCAAGAGCUAGAUUUGGAAGAAAUAGACGAAUAUCUUGAAAUAUACAUUCCACUAAUUGCUAGUGAAAAACCUCCUUGUGAUACUGCCGUAAUGCUGGAAAAUGGUAAAUACUGGUCUGUAAUAGUACAUCCAUAUGGAAUGGUAUUUGGUAGAGGUAGUGUUGGUGCGUUAGGACUAAAAAAAGUUGAAGUUACAGAGAACAAUGGUUAUAUAAGUAGGGAACACUGUAUAUUCUACUAUAGCCCACAAGAUUCUACUACUACAGAUCAGAAUCAAGCUAGAGUUGAUUUCCUAAAUAGAGACAUAACAAAGUUGUCAAAGUGGCAUGUUAAAGACAUCUCAACUUUAGGUACAUUCUUGAGAUUAAAGCCUUUUAGUGACCCAUUAAAAAUACAUCCCGGUAUGGUAAUUAAGGUAGGACAGUGCAAGCUAGAGAUAAUACCAUUUAUAUUUGGUAAUGCUAUGCCCUUCCUAAAUAGUAAUAUUUCUGAAUUUUUUUCAAACAUUCCAAUAAGCCUAGGUAACCAAGCUAGUAAUUUAGCUAAUGGUACAUCAAAUCAAGCUACUCCAAUGCUUAGUCAAUCUAUAUCCGUAACACCUAAUAAUCUAAUAUGGCCAUAUAGUAAUAGUAUGAAUUCUUCAGUUAUUUUGCCAUCUUUAAAUAAUUCCACUUUUCCCAACCUAAAUAUCUCAACUAUUUCUCAAAUGAAUGCUAUCACAGCUGCAAAUCUCGUAAAUGCAGCGACAUUAGUAAGUAUUUUUAAUAGCAGCGAGAUAGAACCCGAGUCAGAGACUACAGUAACCAAUUCAAUAGGUACACUGCCACUGAAUAUAAGUAGCAAUAUAUCUCUAUAUGAAAAUUUAUUCCUCCAAAGAAUAAAUAAUAAUAGGAUUAGUUUACAACAGUUGUAUAAUAGCAAUUUGAAUCUGGACCAGUUACGUGACGAAGAAAUACCUAGCUUUCAACAGGUAAUGAUAAAUCCAAUAUUAGAUCAUGACUCUACUACAACCUUAGGGAGAAGACCAAGAAUGCCUCGAGUUAUACAACAGGGAGGAGAUUUAUCACUUGAAGUAGGCAAUCAGGAACAGAAUAACUUUCAAUAG